ACUGGUCAUUUGAGCAUAUCGGGCAAAGAAUCCACAGCCUUGGUCUGGUAACAAAAACACAGGAAAUUAAUUUAGCCAAGGAGAAGGAUGAUUCCCAAACAUAUUCCCCCUUCUCACAGAAGGCUGGCAGCUAUCCCAACUGCAGCCCGAAGCCAAAUGCCAGAGGAGAGAGAAAGUGAGCCAGCCAUGAAUCCCUUCCAGAAAAAUGAGUCCAAAGAAACUCUUUUUUCACCUGUCUCCACCGAAGAGGUACCACCUCAACCUCCCAGUCCUCCAAAGAAGCCACCUCCGAAAAUCUGUGGCUCCAACUAUCCACUGAGCAUUGCCUUCAUUGUGGUGAAUGAAUUCUGCGAGCGUUUUUCCUAUUAUGGCAUGAAAGCUGUGCUGACCUUGUAUUUCCUGUAUUUCCUGCACUGGAAUGAAGACACCUCCACAUCUGUGUACCAUGCCUUCAGUAGCCUCUGUUAUUUCACUCCCAUCCUGGGAGCAGCCGUUGCUGAUUCAUGGUUGGGAAAAUUCAAGACAAUCAUCUAUCUCUCCUUGGUGUACGUGCUUGGCCAUGUGAUCAAGUCCUUGGGUGCCUUACCAAUACUGGGAGGACAAGUGGUACACACGGUCCUAUCACUCUUCGGCCUGAGUCUAAUAGCUUUGGGGACAGGAGGUAUCAAACCCUGUGUGGCAGCUUUUGGUGGAGACCAAUUUGAGGAAAAACAUGCAGAGGAACGGACUAGAUACUUCUCAGUCUUCUACCUCUCCAUCAAUGCAGGGAGCUUGAUUUCUACAUUUGUCACACCCAUGCUGAGAGGAGAUGUUCAGUGUUUUGGGGAAGAUUGCUAUGCAUUGGCUUUUGGAGUUCCAGGGUUGCUUAUGGUGAUAGCUCUUGUUGUGUUUGCAACGGGAAGCAAGAUGUACAAAAGACUGCCUCCUGAAGGAAAUAUAGCGGCUCAAGUUGUCAAAUGUAUCUGGUUUGCUAUUUCCAACCGCUUCAAGAACCGUUCUGGGGACAUUCCAAAGAGACAGCACUGGCUGGACUGGGCAGCUGAGAAAUACCCAAAGCAGCUCAUUAUGGAUGUGAAGGCACUGACCAGGGUGCUGUUCCUUUACAUCCCCUUGCCCAUGUUCUGGGCUCUUUUGGAUCAGCAGGGCUCACGGUGGACUUUGCAAGCCACCAAGAUGAACGGGAAUUUGGGUUUUUUUGUGCUUCAGCCUGACCAGAUGCAGGUACUAAAUCCCUUCCUGGUUCUUGUCUUCAUCCCAUUGUUUGACCUUGGCAUUUAUCGUCUGGUCUCCAAGUGUGGAAUUAACUUCUCAUCACUUAGGAAAAUGGCUGUGGGUAUGAUCCUAGCAUGUCUGGCAUUUGCAGUUGCGGCAGCCAUAGAGGUAAAAAUAGAUGGAAUGGCUCCACCCCAACCAGGUUCCCAAGAGGUUUUCCUACAGAUCUUAAAUCUGGCAGAUGAUGAGUUGAAGGUGACAGUGCUGGACAAUGGAAACAAUUCUCUAUUGGCAGAGUCCAUCCAAUCUUUUCAGAAAUCGUCAAACUAUUAUAAACUACACAUGAAAACAGAAAGCCAGGAUUUCCACUUCCACCUGCAAUAUCACAAUUUGUCUGUCUACACUGAGCAUUCUAUGGAGGAGAAGAACUGGUACAGCCUGAUCUUUCAUGGGGAUAGGAAAAACGUCUCCAGCAUAGUGAUGAAGGAUACAGACAACAAAAGAACCAAUGGGAUGACAGUUGUGAGGUUUGUUAACACUUUGAAUAAAGAUGUCAACAUCUCCCUGGGUUUGGAUAUCUCCCUCAGUGUUGGUGAAGGCUAUGGUGUGUCUGCUUACAGAACAGUGAAAAGAGGAGAAUAUCCUGCGGUGCAUUGUAGAACAGAAGAUGAGGAAUUUUCUCUGAAUUUGGGUCUCCUAGACUUUGUUGCAGCAUAUCUGCUUGUUAUCACCAAUAACACGAAUCAGGGUCCUCAGGUCUGGAAGAUGGAAAACAUUCAAGUCAACAAAAUGUCCAUUGCAUGGCAGCUACCACAAUAUGCCCUGGUAACAGCUGGGGAGGUCAUGUUCUCUGUCACAGGACUUGAGUUUUCUUAUUCUCAGGCUCCCUCUAGCAUGAAAUCUGUACUCCAAGCAGCCUGGUUGUUGACAGUUGCAGUUGGGAAUAUCAUCGUGCUUGUUGUAGCACAGUUCAGUGGCCUGGUACAGUGGGUCGAAUUCAUUUUGUUUUCCUGCCUCCUGCUGGUGGUGUGCCUGAUCUUCUCCAUCAUGGGCUACUACUAUAUUCCUGUAAAGCCAGAGGAUAUUCAGGAACCAGCAGAUGAGGAUAUUCUCCAUAUCCAGCAGAGCAUGAUCAGCCUGGAGACCAAGACAAAACUCUGAUUGCUCCCUGAACUCUGCCUCACCCUACGUCCUGGCCCUGGCCUCAACCAUCACCCAUCUUCAAGCAUUUCUUUUUUCUCUAAUUGGGUUAGGUGAGAGAGGUAGCACCAUAUCUGAGCUCAUCUCCUCUACCUAUCUCCCAUGAUAGAAGCAGUUCUAGAACUGGGUUUUCUAGUACAUCUUUGAGCAAGGCCCCUGAGACUCUAUGUCUUUCCAUCCAUCAGCGAGCUCAGUAAACCUUAGGCAGUUGUUGUGGAAGCUGGCCUCUUGUGUCCAAAUGGCCAUGAAAAACACAAAUGUAUAAUUGAGACAACCUCUGCGGGUGUGUGAAGUUAUGUAGGAAUUUUUUUAUGGGUACCUGCCAUUUAGUACUGAUGUCCCCAUUUAAUGAGGUGCUGAGUCAGGGGCAAAAUUGCAGAAAUGGUAUUACAAGAGUCUCAGUAAGCAGAACUCUUCACAAGGACCCCAAGAAUUGGUAUGUCUGGUGUUAUCUGGUCCAGGGACUGUCAAUCAGCUAGCCAGGCUUGAUAAGACUGUAGUAAAUUUUCAGUACAGAUGAUAGGAGACAUUAAUGCCAUUUUGUUAGCAAAUAGGAGAGACUGUAUCUUUCUGAUAAUUACGGUAUCUUAUCUACUCGCCCAAACACCCCUUCCUGCUGAUAGAUUUGGAAACCAAAUUAAAGAUAGCAAAUGUUGGUUAACAUGGUUCUGGAGACAGGAACAGGUAUAAAUUGGAGAAAUCCUGAUGAGCCAUUCUUUUACAGUGCACAUUCCUUUUAGGGACCACAAUAUUUCCCAGAUCUACCUGUGGACAGUUGUAUAGACAUUAAUUGUAAUAUUGCAACCAUGCCUUUUCAAUGUUGCUGGCCCACCUUUUUAUUAUUAUUGCAUCAUGCCUUGCUAUUGCAAAAAUUCUUCACUAUAUUUUUUUAAUCCAACUUCCUUUUUUAAAAAUUAUUUCCUUUUGCCUCAAUCAAAGGAUUGGCUCUGUUCUGAUAAUGUUUCCUUUUUCACAUUUCCCAUAAUUUUUAAGUGACAUUUCUUCUUUCAGACCUUGAAAUUCCCUGUUUAUUCAGCAAGGUUAUAUUAAUGCUCUAGGUUUAGGUUCUAAAAUGGCAGUGCUCAAUAGAGCAGCCUGAUCCAGCAUGAUCAAAAUCUGUGGGAGUGGGGAGGUAGUAAAGGAUGAAGUAUUCUUUGUUUGUUUGUGAAAGGGUUGAGAAACACUACUUUGCUGGCAAUGAAUGAAUCAAGGGACAGACAUGGGAAUAUCAUUACUGUUCGCUAUGUUGCUGAGGAAAAAAUGUUUCGAACUACUAGAGAUCCUCAUUUCCAUUGGUUUUGCUCCAAUAUUCUAAUCUAGAAUAGUGUUGCGUCUCACAUUGUAAGUGUAACAAGAGAAUUUGUUCCAGUUUCCCAAGCCUUACUAUUUUAGUUUUAGUGGCCAUGGUUUCAGAAGUACAGAAGUGGCCCCAACACUACCUAGUUUCUGUAGAUACUGAUGUGAAUCCGACCAUACUCUUUCAAGACAGCCUGUUCAUUUUUGAGCAGCAUUAAGCCAAACUGUUCUGUGAAAUAUUGUUUGAAGAGAUGUUAACAAUGCUUUGUAAAUAAAACUUUCUAUGGACAAAAGA
Molecule: messenger RNA, 4003 nt
Organism: Choloepus didactylus (southern two-toed sloth)
Lineage: Eukaryota; Metazoa; Chordata; Mammalia; Pilosa; Megalonychidae
Gene: SLC15A2
Product: solute carrier family 15 member 2
Exons: 23
Coding region: 88-2373 (761 amino acids)
Biological process (GO): oligopeptide transport; transmembrane transport
Cellular component (GO): membrane
Molecular function (GO): dipeptide transmembrane transporter activity
Source: RefSeq, a predicted model, not a curated record